AUGCCAAGUCGCAACGUGACGACGUCACUGCGCGACUUCUUGACGCUCGUGUGGUGGCACAUGUGCCACUUUGUCGCCUAUUAUGUGCGCGUGCGGCGUCUACGACCUUCCAAUCAGUUCUUUCACAAAGUGGUCGUCAUCGGGGACGACUUUGCAGCAGGUAUUGGCGACGACCUCCGGCUCGGAAGUGCUGGUGGAGGCAUUGCCAAGUACCUCGAGACGAUUGUUGCGUCGGACAACAAGGUUCAUCAUACUUGGGCUGUCGUCAAUGCAGGAGUGCCUGGAUCCACGACGGCCGACUGGCUCGUGUCUUCGCCCAAGAAGUACUUUGAAAACGUAUUCACGUCGAGAGCCACGAGCGACGCGUCCAUCGUGAUCAUCCUCCUCGGAUCUGCCGAGAUCAGAAAACACUCUGCUGCUGUUGGGUCCGAGAUGUACCGCAAUCUCGUGGCGAUUUGCGACACGUUGCGGAAAAAGAGCAAGCAAGUGUGCCUCGCUACGAUUGCAAGCGCUUGUCCACUCGACACUGAAAUGGACAACACCAGCUCGGCUGUCAACACGGCACUGGAGCAAUUUUGCAACAGCACAUCGACGGAAGCGGCACCCGUUGUUCUGGGGCCUCGGCUCGAUACGUAUGCGUUUCGUCGCGAGAGCGCGCUUUCGUUCGACAAGUAUCACUUCAACUCGCAGUCAUACCGACAGCUAGCUUACAACACGGCGGACUUCUUGAUCCCCAUGAUGACGGCUGUGGAAUGGACCAUCUGGAAAGACCAGCCCAGCCGCGUUUCCUACGACAAGACCUUGUACGACUAG
This is a messenger RNA of Hyaloperonospora brassicae, 813 nucleotides long. The record is from the annotation of a GenBank genome assembly. Lineage: Eukaryota; Oomycota; Peronosporomycetes; Peronosporales; Peronosporaceae.